Micromonas pusilla CCMP1545 is the source of this 282-nucleotide messenger RNA. RefSeq lists its product as uncharacterized. The record is from RefSeq and is a predicted model, not a curated record. The transcript is spliced from 2 exons. Gene Ontology annotation, molecular function: protein binding. NCBI's taxonomy places the organism in Eukaryota, Viridiplantae, Chlorophyta, Mamiellophyceae, Mamiellales, Mamiellaceae. The annotation marks the transcript as partial.
AUGGACCCCGAGAGCGUCAUCCUCGAGGAGGAGAUCGACGAGAACUACGAGCCGUCCGAAGAAGAGAUCAUCGACUACGCGAAAUGGCUCGGCAUGGACCUCGACGCGGAGAGCGACCUGAUGUGGAUCGCGAAGGAGGGCCUGAAAGCGCCGCUGCCGGAGCACUGGAAGCCGUGCAAGUCCCCGACCGGGGACAUCUAUUACUUCAACUUUCAAUCCGGCGAGAGCGUGUGGGAUCACCCGUGCGACGAGUACUACAAGAAGCUGUACGCCACGGAGAAG